CUGUCAAUCCCGAGCGGAUUGUUUGUUGUCAAAAUGGAGUUCUUACUUGGAAAUCCGUACAGCACUCCCGUGGGCCAAUGUAUAGAGAGAGCCACAGAUGGAGGCCUACAGAAUGAGGACUGGACCAUCAACAUGGAGAUCUGCGAUAUCAUAAACGAGACAGAUGAGGGGCCAAAAGACGCCAUGCGGGCACUAAAGAAGAGACUUGGUGGCAACAAGAACUACAGAGAAGUGAUGCUGGCGCUAACGGUAUUGGAGACAUGUGUGAAGAACUGCGGUCACAGGUUUCAUGUGCAGGUGGCCAGCAGAGAUUUCAUCGAUGGUGUGUUGGUCAAAGUGAUAUCCCCCAAAACCAAUCCUCCAACCAUCGUACAGGACAAAGUGCUGGCGCUCAUACAGGCCUGGGCUGAUGCCUUCAGGAGUUGCCCUGAUCUAACUGGUGUGGUCCACAUUUAUGAGGAACUGAAGAGGAAAGGCAUUGAGUUCCCCAUGGCAGACCUGGAUGCAUUGUCUCCCAUCCACACACCACAGAGGGGAACACCAGAGGUGGACCCAGCCAUGCUCAAGUACCUAACCCCUGUCUCACCUGCCGUCGUGACUCCUAAACCUUCCCCGACCCCGACCCCGACCCCGACCCCGACUCCUGCCUCCACCAUGCAGGCCGCCCACAUGCCCAGCCCCAUCACAGCAACCCCUGAUCAGAUCGCCCGGCUGCGCAGUGAGCUGGACGUAGUGAGAGGAAACACCAAAGUCAUGUCGGAGAUGCUCACAGAGAUGGUGCCGGGGCAGGAAGAUGCCUCUGAUCUAGAACUGCUUCAGGAGCUGAACAGAACAUGCAGGGCUAUGCAGCAGAGGGUGGUCGAGCUGAUUUCACGCGUCUCUAACGAAGAAGUGACUGAGGAGCUGCUACAUGUCAAUGACGACCUCAACAACAUUUUCCUCCGAUAUGAGAGGUACGAGAGGUACAGGUUGGGCAGAGCCGCACAGAACAACGGGAUGUUGAAUGAGGCCACAGAGGACAACCUGAUAGACCUGGGCCCGGGCUCCCCUGCUGUGGUGACGCCCAGGAACAGCUCCAGCCCUACAACACACUCCACCGCCGGGGCCACUGCCUCCCCAGCCCAUAACCCCGCUACAGCCUCGCUAUCAUCUGCACUAGCGGGUAUUGAUGUAGCUUCAGACAGCGUGAGCGGUACCCUGUCCUCUCUACCAGGCCACAACAAGGAUGACUUUGACAUGUUUGCCCAGACCAGGACCAGCUCUCUGGCUGAGCAGCGCAAAAAUGUAAAGUACGAGGACCCUCAGGCUCUGGGCGGCCUGGCCUCGGCUUUGGAUGUGAGACAACAGAACGCAGGAGGGCCGAGUGUAAAAGGGGAUGAUAACCCAGCAGAUCAGGAGCUGCCCAUAGACAGCUGGCUUAUUACCCAAGGAAUGAUCCCCGUAUCGCAGUCCUCUGUCAUGGAUGACAUAGAGGAAUGGCUCUGUGCUGACGUGAAAGGGGAUGCAGCCGAGGAAGGGGUGACCAGUGAAGAAUUUGAUAAGUUCCUAGAGGAGCGAGCAAAGUCAUCAGAUUCUCUGCCAUCUCCCCCCGGAGCUAACCCUGCUCACCCUGCUCACCCUGCUCGUGCCCCUGAUGGCUCCCACAAGAAGGCCGAGCGGACGGAGGAUGCCCUCUUUGCCUUGUAGACUGUUUUCAGAGAACCUAAACCUCUCUCUAGGGGCAUCUAAAGGUCCUCACCCUAAAUGAUUCCUCCCAAACAGUCCCAUUUCAUUGCUGACUGGCAGUGGUGUAGCAAGUGAUCUCCACCUCCUUGUCAUUCUCUCGCCACAGUGUUGCUCCAACAUGCGGAGGUCCGGCACGUUUACUGCGUACAGCUGUGUUGCGCUUGACUAUAUAUGGAUGUAUUAAUCUGUUAGUGUGGGAUGUAUUACUCGCAGCCCCGCAUCUCAUUUGUAACGCUCCACCAAAGGAAGACAACCUAACUUGUCUGAUGUGGUUUAAAAAUGUGGUAUAUUACUGCGAAAUGAAUGGGAAAGAUGUUCACUGCAGGUCCAUGCAUUGAGUCAAUAUGGAAGCAUACAAUUAGGAUUAUACUGUGUUGCUUUAACAUUCAGCUAAUUGCUAAUUCGUGCAUUUAUUGUUUUAAAGGUUUGUUCGAUACUAUUUACUACUAGUGCUGUGGUUAUGGUCAGUCCAUGCAUUUGUUUUCUCCACAAAUACUCCAGUUACAGCUCUAGUCAUGCUUUUAAUACUGAGUUAUGUGUGGAUGGCAACAUGUGUUGUUAUUAUUACCUGAAGCAGUGCGGACAAAAGAUUUAUGUUAGCAGGCUAGGAAUACAAUAGCUAAAUCCUAGCUCCUCUUGUUGAGUGUAUGACAGCAGUCCUUUAACCAAAGGGAAUAAAGAACAACAAAUCUAAAAAGCACUAGUUAGGAUUCUCUGUUAUGUAUUUUAAAUGGGUAUGGUAAAGGAACAAGCCCAUGGAAUAUUUCUAAUCAGUCUUUUCAGUCCUCUGAAAAGCUACGAUGAAAGAAUUAGCUGCUCUUGAACAAUUGGAAACACUUUUAGCCAUUCCAAAGAAUAUUAAGGCUUUAAUGACCAACUAGCACUGAAUUUAGCCUGUCGAACAAUAAUCAUGUUCAUGUGUUAUAAAUGUUAAGGGAUUAUGAACAGUUUCCUUCCCCUGCUAUAUUAAUGUCUGCACUUUGAAGCAAAAAAAAAUCUGUAUUUUGUCCGUUGUGUUUACAAGAUGGCUACUAUUUUUGUAGGGGAUGGGAAAUGGUCUUUAGAUUGACUUCAUUUUGCACAUAACUUUUGUAACUGUAAUUUCAGCGCUUGUUCACGUAGAAGCGGAUCAAUGGACAGUUAAACUUAUGAUUGCAAAAACAACAUUAGAAAAUAAUAUGCAGAUGCAAGACACAAUACGGCAUUUAAAUUAUCAGCAUAACUUACUGCUGGCACCAUAAUCAACUAACAGACAGAACGUAUAGCUUACAAACAUGCACUAUUGUUAAGGAUGUAUUCAUAUUGGUAGAUCUUCAUUUACUCGAAACUAUGUAAUAUAUAUAUACCUCAAAAUACAGGAAUUUUAGUUUCUGUAUCUGGUUAGAAAUGUAUUGGCUCAUACUAAUAUCCAGAAGGCAGAGAGGUUUAUGUAUCAUUUCAUCCCCUGAUUGUAUUUUUUAUAAUUCAUGUGAAAAAGAAAAAAAACAUGUUCGGGUCCUUCAUCAUUUAUCUUUUUGUGGUUGUGACUGAAGCUUGCAGCAAACAAAUGCAAUUGUACUUUCUUUGAUUUGUGCAGUCAAAGACAAACUUUCAUUCUUGAUGUAUUUUCAUUCUAGUGUGAUUCAUCUGCUCCUGUUGGAGCUGCUGCCGAGCAUUUCUGUGAUUGACUGAUUUCAGCAAAGUAGCUCUGACUGGAGUUUGUCUUUGAUGUACUUAAGAUCACACUUUUGAGGCAAAAAGCAAUCCUGUCUUCAUUCCAGCGCUUUUGCCGAGAAUGGUUUGUUUUAACGUUUCUCUGCUCUUGAAAGUUUUUUUUUUUAAGUUUUUUUUUUUUUUACCCCUAUUUAAGACCAAAGCCUUGUCAAUCAAGGCAUCCCAAGUUGUAAAAGCCAAAAUUGCAUCAACAUUACUUACGUACAAGCCUUCCACUUGAGGGAAAUAUUAAUUAAUUUGUCAUACUUGGUUAACAUAAAUGUAAUGGUGACAUUGCAAAAAAAAAAAAUGUGUUUGCAAAAACAUUAUGAUUAAAUAUUUAAAUGUUUUUUAGUUGAGGAUUAAUGAUUAAUGAGAUUUAACUUUUUCUUCAAUGCUGUAUGGUUACAUAUGGUUAUAUAGGUUUAAUAUGGUUGCCAGUUAUCUGAGAUAAUAGCGUUACAUUUACAAUCGACCAUUGUGUUCACUUUGAAAAACUUUUACCAUGCAGGCUAAACAAAGAGUAUUAAUAAAAAUGUACCAGAAGAUCCUUUGAAAGGGAACUUAAGUAUUUGUGUUUGUAUGUUAAGUGUCUCUGGAUCUGUUACAGAGUGUUUUGUUUUACUUGCUUUUAUGAAGCUUAAGUCCUGAUUGCAACAUGUAUUCCUCUGUUUUUUUGGCUAUCUAAAAAUGGUUACUGAAUGUCUUUUAAUACUGAUGAGGCAGAACAUUUAGCUGAUGUUUUGUGUACAUGGAAGACAGGCUUGUUUUUUGUUGGUAGGUGUCUCCAUGUCUGUGUGGCUGUGCUGUCUGCUGCCAUUACCAAUGGUCAGAUUUUGUUAAUGCACGUAUGUAACUGCCCAAUAAAACACUAGCAAUGUGUGACCUCUA
Molecule: messenger RNA, 4308 nt
Organism: Cottoperca gobio
Lineage: Eukaryota; Metazoa; Chordata; Actinopteri; Perciformes; Bovichtidae
Gene: tom1l2a
Product: target of myb1 like 2 membrane trafficking protein a
Exons: 16
Coding region: 34-1686 (550 amino acids)
Biological process (GO): signal transduction
Cellular component (GO): membrane; endosome
Molecular function (GO): clathrin binding; ubiquitin binding; phosphatidylinositol binding
Source: RefSeq, a predicted model, not a curated record